This is a messenger RNA of Capronia epimyces CBS 606.96, 2565 nucleotides long. RefSeq lists its product as uncharacterized. The transcript is spliced from 7 exons. The record is from RefSeq and is a predicted model, not a curated record. NCBI's taxonomy places the organism in Eukaryota, Fungi, Ascomycota, Eurotiomycetes, Chaetothyriales, Herpotrichiellaceae. The coding region runs from base 1 to 2565 and encodes 854 amino acids.
AUGACUGCCCCCAAUUCAACCGGAGUACCGAUCAUUGAUAUCCGCGGAGACCAGUCGGAUGACUUCCUCCUCGAGACGCUGCGUCGCUCUCUCAAUCCUCCCAGGGGCCAGCCGCGCACGUUUCCGACCUUGCUGCUCUAUGAUGAAAAAGGGUUGAAGCUCUUUGAGGAAAUCACCUACCUGGAUGAGUACUACCUCACCAAUGCCGAGAUUGAGACUCUCCAGACGCAUGCCAACGACAUUGCCGCACGGAUCCCGGAUGGUGCCCGACUUGUGGAACUUGGGAGUGGCAAUCUUCGCAAGGUGAACAUCCUUCUGCGGGCCUUUGAGGCAGCGGAAAAGAGAGUCGAUUAUUAUGCAUUGGACGUCUCUCUUUCCGAGUUGAAACGCACCUUCGCCCAAAUUGACACUGAAGCCUACCAAUAUGUCACCCUCCAAGCGUUGCACGGUACCUAUGAUGAUGCUUUAUCCUGGCUGGCCCGGUCCGGCGCUGAUGGCAAACCCACCUGUCUCUUGACAUUGGGCUCUUCGAUAGGCAACUUUUCGAGAGAAGGCGCUGCCGAAUUUCUGGCCUCGUUCAAGAGGGUACUGGGGUCGUCUGACUUCGUCCUAGUUGGUCUGGACUCAUGCCAGCAACCUGACCGUGUUUUCCGCGCCUACAACGAUAGUGAAAAUGUCACCAAGAGGUUUUAUCGAAAUGGCUUGACCCAUGCCAACAUCCUUCUGGGCUACGAGGCUUUCAAGCAGGACGAGUGGGGACUCAACACCAUGUACAACGAAAAGUUGAACAAGCACGAGGCAUUCUAUGUCGCCUUGCAGGACAUCAAAACUCCAGACUUCUCGAUUGUAAAGGGCGAACAGGUUCACUUCGAAGACUCUUACAAAUAUUCCGAGGCUGAAAGUGACCGGCUUUGGCACGCAGCAGGUCUGAUCCUUCAAUGUGCUUACGGGAAUAAGGUAAACAACUAUUUCAUCCAUCUGCUGUCACCCGCCGCCAUCAACUUCCCGAUCAAGCCUUCAGAGUAUGCGGCUGCUCCAAUCCCGUCCUUGAAUGACUGGCGACAACUCUGGGCUGCUUGGGACGUGGUUACAAAGUCGAUGGUGCCCAGAGAUGAAUUGCUGAACAAGCCGAUCAAAUUGCGAAAUGAUCUCAUUUUCUAUCUUGGUCAUAUUCCCACAUUUGCAGACAUUCACUACACCAAGGCCACCGCCGAUAAGCCGACGGACCCUGCCGUCUAUGCGUCUAUUUUUGAACGAGGCAUCGACCCAGAUGUGGACAAUCCUGAGGUGUGUCAUGACCACAGCGAAAUCCCAGACACAUGGCCUCCCCUGAAAGAAGUCCUGGACUAUCAGCACCGUGUGCGGACACGCAUUGUCGACAGUCUAUAUUCUAGCAGGGCAUAUACCGAUCGCAAACUCGGCCGUGCUCUUUGGCUUGGCUAUGAGCACGAGGCAAUGCAUCUAGAAACGUUUCUAUAUAUGCUGCUUCAAAGUGAGCGAGUGCUGCCACCACCCGGGCAGGAAAGGUCGGAUUUCGAAGCGCUGGCGUCGCAAGCCCACUCGAAGCGUGUGCAGAACCAGUGGAAUCGAAUCCCAGCAAGGAAACUCAAGAUUGGCCUUGACGAUCCCGAGAAUGAUCUAGGUCCGGAUCGGUAUUUCGGCUGGGAUAAUGAACGGCCUGCGCGCACUGUGUUAGUGAAGGACUUCGAGGCCCAGAGUCGACCUAUCAGUAAUGGCGAAUAUGCGCGUUUCCUCGAAGUCACCCACAAGGACUCUCUUCCAGCAUCGUGGACAGUCUCCAAAGUGAAUCGAACUGUCAACGGAACUAACGGGACUGCUGGGAUGGACAGUACCAAUGGGGCUAACGGCCAUUCCGCUGCCAUCCUUGACAUGGCCAGCUCUUCUUUUACCGAGGACAAAGCUGUGCGCACGAUGUAUGGACUUGUUCCUCUCAAAUACGCCCUGGACUGGCCUGUGAUGGCAUCGUACGAUGAACUGGUGGCCUAUGCAAAUUGGUCGAAUGGACGCAUUCCAACCUUUGAAGAGGUGCGAAGUUUGUAUCAAUUUGUCCAGGAAGAGAAAAUCAGCGUGGAAAAGGUUCCUAGCGUCUUGAUCUCGGCGGUGAACGGGCAUCUUUCAAACGAAGGGGUCGAAGAGACGCCGCCAUCCAACCCUUCCUCGUCCAAGAGCACUGUCGCCGAUCGCGAUAGUACUACUGACCCGGAUGACCUCUUCAUCGACUUGUCUAACCGUAAUGUCGCAUUUCGUCAUUGGCAUCCGACGCCUGUGACAGGUGACGGCGAGCGGCUCUGCGGACAAAGCGACGUGGGCGGCCUGUGGGAGUGGACCAGCACGCCGUUGGCGGCCCACCAAGGCUUCAAAGCUAUGGAUCUGUACCCAGGCUACACGGCCGAUUUCUUUGAUGGCAAACACAACAUCUGUUUGGGCGGUAGCUGGGCCACCGUGCCGCGCAUUGCGGGCCGCAAGUCCUUCAUCAACUGGUACCAACGGAACUAUCCGUAUGUAUGGUGCACUGCCAGGCUGGUCAGAGAUGUCGCCCCUUGA